This is a messenger RNA of Sesamum indicum (sesame), 1314 nucleotides long. RefSeq names its product GRIP/coiled-coil protein, putative (DUF1664). Lineage: Eukaryota; Viridiplantae; Streptophyta; Magnoliopsida; Lamiales; Pedaliaceae. The record is from RefSeq and is a predicted model, not a curated record.
UUAGUCAUUAGAGAAUAACAAAAGAAGAACAGAAGGAAAGUCAAUAUAUUCACCCUCUUCCCUGAAAUUGAAAAUCGUUAGGGCUCCGUCUGAUCGUACGCCAUGGCUAUGCAAGCUGGAAUAGGGUUAUCGAGGAUCGUGUUAAUAGUCGGAGCAGGUUAUACCGGAACUGUGCUGUUGAAGAAUGGUAAAUUAUCUGAUGUGUUGGGUGAACUGCAGAAUUUGGUUAAAGGCAUGGAGAAAACAGGGGAGAAUGAGGGUGACUCUGAUUAUUCUGAUGCCAUUGCGGCCCAGGUUCGUAGGUUGGCCAUGGAGGUUCGACAGCUGGCCUCAUCUAGGCAGAUUACUGUUUUAAAUGGGAACUCUGGCCAAAGUAACUUGACAUCUCUAGUAGUGCCAGCUGCUGCUUUGGGAGCCUUGGGUUAUGGAUACAUGUGGUGGAAGGGUCUUUCAUUCUCAGACCUGAUGUAUGUAACAAAGCGCAACAUGGCAAAUGCUGUUUCAAACUUGACAAAACAUUUGGAUCAUGUGUCAGAGGCUCUUGCUGCGACAAAAAGGCACUUAACUCAGAGGAUUGAGAAUUUGGAUGGGAAGCUAGAUGAGCAAGUAGAGAUUUCCAAAUUAAUUAGGAAUGAGGUCAAUGAUGUCCGUGGUGAUCUCUCUCAAAUUGGCUUUGAUUUGGAUGAAUUGCAGAGGAUGGUUUCUGGUUUGGAUGGCAAGCUACUCACCUUAGAAGGCAAACAGGAGCUUGCAAAUGCUGGGGUAAUGUAUCUGUGUAGCAUUGUUAAUGGAAGAAAGGUGAAAAUGCCGGAAAUGCUUCAGGAUCAACUUAAAAUUGCUGGAAACUCGUUGCCAAGUCUAAUGGGUCUUAAGGAGAUUGCAGAUUCUGGUUCUUCUGGAAAUAAGUUACUGACAGAUGGAAAUACCCAAGAUGGUUCCAAUAAGAUGAAUAAAACCUUGAUAAGGACCACUUCAAACAUGUGUUGAGACUGCUACCCUUGUUGGCAUGCUGCUGGAGCAAGAUUCUGUGUGCAAUAUAAUCUGCUCGAUUAUGAUUCUUACUGGGAAAGUGGUGCAGCUCUUCUGUCUAUUCUCAAAAUGAUGUGUUAUCUAUGCGCAUAGUCUAUUUCUCCCUUUUGAGAUUUCGAAUUUGUACUGUUAGAAAAACUUAUAAGCACUUGAGUGAUGCCUAUUUGUGUGCGACACGAACAAGUAAUUGGAUUUCACGUAUGUAAUCUAAUGAAAGGAGAUCACAACAUGAUUGUAACAUUUUCCUUGCUGAUUCUGUGAGUGAUUACUAAUCCAUCGUUUAUA